Molecule: messenger RNA, 1359 nt
Organism: Cadophora gregata
Lineage: Eukaryota; Fungi; Ascomycota; Leotiomycetes; Helotiales; Ploettnerulaceae
Exons: 6
Coding region: 155-1186 (343 amino acids)
Source: RefSeq, a predicted model, not a curated record
GUUGCCUUGUUGAGGAACAGCACAUCCCGACCACAGAUACAUUGUAUCGCUCUUAGUUAUCACUUCACAUGCUUCCGUCUCUCAUCCAAAGUUUUCCUUCCUCGUAAAUAAACCAAAUGUGCAGUCAAAUUGGUAUACAUCGACAACGAACAUAAUGACUGACCAACAAGAUAUGAUGGAGAGAGGGGUGAUUGGGGCACAUCUGGAUACCGAUGAAAUCAAGGUAAUUGUAACAGAGGAUCUCUCACCAAAGUCAGCAGAGAAAGAUUGCUAUCAUGGUACAAACUACGCUAUCAGUAACCCAGCAGUGAAGCCACAGUCUUCAUCAUUAUGGAGAUUUUGGAAAAGUGGAAAAUCAGUGUCGAAUGAGGGUCAGGCUGAAGACCAGAUGCAAGACGAGCUCGAAAGCCCGACUUAUAUAGGAGGAUUCAUUGUCAGAAACUAUGAGAUGCGUCGGCUGGAGCUCAAACUUGAUAUUUUGGAUGAAGAACACAGCAUGAACAACCCAAAUAUUCUGACAUCGACGAGCAGCGACGAUGCCGCGAGCCAGGCGCAAAAAGAGAUUCUGGCUCAAUUAGAGGUGGUUUUCAAUGAAUACGUGACCUUGUUGACCAAGUCACGCGAGCUUACAAGCUUCGGCUGUCCUAGUCGUGAGGACUUCGAAGAACUGUAUGCAUUUUUCAAGUCGGAUAAACCAGUCAUCCCCACCGAGGUAUACAUACGUCAUGUAGAAGAUUUAAUGUCUUUGAAAACAAAGGAGAAGGAGUCCUGGCUUGAAACUCGACUUUGGAAUGUUCUGCGGAACAACAAUCAGAGCGCUUUCCUACGGUACCUUUUCUCAACAUCGGCCCAAGCCAAGAAAUCAGAUCCAGCAAGUGGCGUCGUGAUCUGGAGCCGGACACGUAUGAACAAGUUCAAUUUAUGUGUCAUCUUGACAAUGAUACUCAUACACUUCGUCGCUCCAGUAUACUCACUAUGGUACAUGGCGCGGAAGAAGCAAACCAACUCAUCAACAGCUGUUAGCGUUGCAGUCCUGCUGGUGUUUACAUGUACCUUGACCGCGGUGCUAUCUCAGUUCACAACAGCCAAGAGACAUGAGUUACUGUCGUCUGCAGCUGCUUACUGUGCGGUUUUGGUCGUAUUCAUUGGCAACGCGGGGCAAAGCACAGGGGGCGGAAAGAGCUGAAUAGGACUGACAAAGCACCAAAACAGUGUGAGAGGUUCAAAAAGUACGGGUAGCAGAUUAUGGUUUCAGACGUAAAAUUGUUCAUCAUCAUCAAAUGAGCUUAAGGUCUCGCAACUGGUCGGUUUUGUUUCUAUUGUAGGCAUUAUUAGCAGAUGUCUCUUUUGGGAGACUGG